AUGAACAUAUCGCAUCUACUGCUCUCCAUUCUUUUAUUCUUUAGGAACUAUGUCCUUUGUAAUACAGAAACUUUUCAAAUAAAGCCCACAAGAUACAAUUCCUACAGUGAUAAUGAACUUUUAGAUUUCGAUGGUGCUGCAACCAUUGAUUUCAAUAAUCGAUCACGCAUAACUCAGCUUGAGCUGUUCCAGGUUGAUCACGGCCUGUAUACUACAUCGAUUGAAAUCACAAAUGUCAAGAGAAGUGUGAUGUACUAUUUCAAGAUUUGUUGGAGUGCGAUUAAGCCGGUUGAAUUUACAAAAUUUGAUUGGAAAUUGACUAAGAACAAUUCAUUAAAACUUUACAUUGAAUUCGUUUCAGAUUCGUAUCCUACCGUAGAUGACUAUUCCAUUCCAAUAAACAUAUCCAUAGAAAAGACGCCGAUGCCAACGGAUUUGUUGAUUAUUGUGGGUUAUCUAAUCUCGAUGGUGGCUCUAAUACUCUUCAUAAACUAUAGAUUUAUCAACUUUUAUAAAUUUUUCAUACAUAUCUAA
Molecule: messenger RNA, 534 nt
Organism: Kazachstania africana CBS 2517
Lineage: Eukaryota; Fungi; Ascomycota; Saccharomycetes; Saccharomycetales; Saccharomycetaceae
Gene: PGA1
Product: Pga1p
Exons: 1
Coding region: 1-534 (177 amino acids)
Source: RefSeq, a predicted model, not a curated record